AUGAUGCGCUACAGCUCUUCUUGUGGGGACCUCACAAAUCGCAUGAGUCUACUGGGUGAGUAUUUUGGCUUCAAACCAAAAGCCUCGAACACAGAUGUGGAGAAGGGACAAGGGGAUGUGUUUUGUCCUUCUGCAUUGCAGGAGAAGGCUUCCAUAUCGAGGUCACUAUCACUGUCAAAGCUGUUUACGCCUAGGAUCAAGAGAACUUCAUCUCUACCUGUGACUCCCAUUAUCCUUUUAAACUCAGAGUCAGCUCAUGGAGGAAGCAGUGUUCCUCCACAAAAUCCAAGCAGCAAAGAGAGGGUGCAUAUAGCUCGCUCUCGCUCUGUGCCUGUUAAUGACAAGGAAGCAAGCCUAAAGGGAAUGGAUUCAUUCUUUAGAGUGAUUCCUUCAACUCCUCGUGUAAAGGAAGGAGACGUUUUCUUAAAUGCGUCAGAGGCUGUUAAUACUGAAACAUGUGAAGCUGAUGGAGAAGACAUACCUGAGGAUGAAGCGGUUUGUAGGAUUUGUUUGGUAGAUCUCUGUGAAGGAGGAGAAACCUUAAAAAUGGAGUGUAGUUGCAAAGGAGAGCUUGCUCUUGCUCACAAAGACUGUGCUCUUAAAUGGUUCACCAUAAAGGGUAACAAGACCUGUGAGGUGUGUAAACAAGAAGUUAAGAACUUACCUGUAACACUCUUACGGAUCCAAAGCAUUAGAAACUCUGGUGUUCCUCAGAUUGAUGUCACUGGGUACAGGGUCUGGCAGGAGGUGCCGAUUCUAGUAAUCAUUAGCAUGCUUGCUUACUUUUGUUUCCUGGAGCAGCUCCUGGUUGAGAAAAUGGGUACGGGUGCAAUAGCUAUAUCCCUGCCGUUUUCUUGUAUUCUUGGCCUUCUUGCAUCCAUGACUGCAUCAACCAUGGUAAUGAGAAGAUUUGUUUGGAUUUACGCAUCUGUACAGUUUGCUUUGGUUGUUCUCUUCGCCCAUGUAUUUUAUUCCGUGGUGGAGUUGCAACCGGUGUGGAUGAAAUUCAUGGCCACUAGACAUCUCACCUGGAACAAGAAUUACAACGUGAAACCUCGGGAAAUUAGUGAAGCACUAGAAAGAUUCACUAAUCUGAUGGAGAAUAUAUAUCUGCAGCAACCAUAUAAGAGAGAAAUCGUGAGACUUACUAUGGCACUUGUGGGUCGUGGAGGUCAAGAUGAUGUUGGUCAGAGAAUCCGUGAUGAAAUCCUUGUUAUUCAGGCUCUCUUAAACUAUGUGAGAUAUGACUUUAGGAGAGUUUCUGAUGAGUCUUUUAUUGUGGAUUCUUUGUUGGUGUUGUUGUGUGAUUCAGUGGCAACCAAGUGGGAGAGUCUAAAGAAACCGAAGUUGAAGUCGCUACUACCCCUGAGGAUAAUGAAUUGA
Eruca vesicaria subsp. sativa (arugula) is the source of this 1383-nucleotide messenger RNA. NCBI's taxonomy places the organism in Eukaryota, Viridiplantae, Streptophyta, Magnoliopsida, Brassicales, Brassicaceae. The record is from the annotation of a GenBank genome assembly.